AUGAAGACGCUCGUUUUCAUCGGCACAUUCUUACAGCUGCUGGUCCCCUGCUCGGCAGCCAUCAAACAAUGCUACUACCCUGACGGAAAUCCGUCAGGCGAUUCUCCAUGUGAUGCCAACGCGGAACAAAGUGCGUGCUGCGGUGGAGGACUUGGAGCUGCCUGCCUCUCCAACAAGCUGUGCCAAUCGAACGAUGGGCAUAUUAUUCGGGGUUCUUGUAGCGACAAGAACUGGUCCUCUCCUGAGUGCGCCGACUACUGCCUAAAUGCGGACACUGGAGGAACCGAUCUAAUAUCCUGCUCCAACGUCACCAACACCGACACGGCGUACUGCUGUGAUCAUUCAAACGGUUGCUGCAAUACCGGCGCCGGCCGAUUUAACGUUUUGCCACAUAACCCACAAGUAUGGGCGACAUGGGAUAAUGAAGCGGCCACAUACAAGGUUGUCGGUACGCUGUUCACUGGCACUCCAUCAACUACAUCGAGAGCACCCACGAAAGCAACAUCUACAACUACAACUAGAACAACAUCAAGCGCUGCCCCGAAAAGCUCAAGCCCGAGCCAGAGCAACCAAUCUUCCGGUCUGUCCAACGGAGCAAAAGCCGGCAUCGGUGUCGGUGUCGCAGUUGGAGCAAUACUCAUUGGUGUGAUUGCAUUCUUGGUUUGGAAACUUCGUCAGAGGAAAGCAUCUGCCGGCAUUGCGGCUCAGACACCGGUGCAAGAACUUGAUAACCAGGGAAAAACAAUGGCUGAGUUGGAUGCUCGAGGGAAGCUGAAUCAAGAGCUUCGACCCCCCGCAGAGUUAUCAGGGUGA
This is a messenger RNA of Trichoderma aggressivum f. europaeum, 813 nucleotides long. RefSeq lists its product as uncharacterized. The record is from RefSeq and is a predicted model, not a curated record. The transcript has 2 exons. Lineage: Eukaryota; Fungi; Ascomycota; Sordariomycetes; Hypocreales; Hypocreaceae. The coding region runs from base 1 to 813 and encodes 270 amino acids.